AUGGCUGCCUUCAACGCUCACCUUGUCGGUGCAACGGAGCGAUCAUUCUCCUCGUCGCUAUCCCCAGAUCGAGUCGUCGCGAGCUCAGAAGACGACAACACCGCUGCCUCCCUCGAUCCCGAGCUCUACAAAAAUCUUACCGAUAAGAGAACAACGCGUGACGGAAAUCCACCUAAGAAGCGAGGUCCAAAACCCAACAGCAAGCCUGCUCUCACUAGACGUCAGGAGUUGAAUCGCCAGGCGCAGCGGACUCAUCGAGAGAGAAAAGAGCUCUACAUUAAGGCCCUAGAAGAUGAGGUCCUCCGUCUCAAAGAGGUUUUCAGUAACGUUUCCCUGGACAGGGAGAGGCUAGCUGAUGAGAACAAACGCCUACGAGAUACCCUGUCACAAGCUGGGCUUCAGCAAAGUAGCCCCCAUGGCGCAGGUAGCGCGACUAGUCGAGGUCCCGACUCUACCAACAUGAGCUCCCCGCCCUUGACCUCGCAAUCCACGGCCCCGUCAGUUGGUUCGCCAAUGCACCUACCUCUGGCCGCGAAUCAGGGCUUUACGCCCGGCCAGCAACAGCAGGGCAUGCCUCAGCCGCCAUAUCGUGGAAAUCCCGAGUUGGAACAGGCGGGCAUUGACUUCGUUUUAACUCUCGAGAGGCCUUGCAUGACCCAUAUUCAGUUCAUGGUCGAGAGAGCUUCUGAGCCCGAGGGCGAACCUUGUGGGCACGCACUCAUGGCAUCUUGUCCUCCCGAUCCGUCCCCAGAGACGCGGCCAGGCUUACCCUUUGGCAAGGCACACAUUCCUUUACACGGCGAUGCGAACCAGAUGACAUGGGAGGUUCCCAAAGCAGAUCUUGCCACUCUCUUGGACCUCAGUAAGAGUAUCGAUCUCGACGGCGAGGUCACUCCAAUCAUGUCCUGGGGUAUGCUCAUGUCACACCCAAGGGCGAAUGAGCUUGAGGUGGAUGAUUUCCGAAAGUUGAGCGAAGAGCUCGUUCGGAAGGUGAGAUGUUAUGGCUUCGGAGCUGUGAUGGAGGAGUUUGAAGUUCGUGAUGCCAUUGAUAAUGUGUUUAAUGGCAGAGACACCAUGAUGUAUGAGUAA
Molecule: messenger RNA, 1089 nt
Organism: Fusarium sp. VM40
Lineage: Eukaryota; Fungi; Ascomycota; Sordariomycetes; Hypocreales; Nectriaceae
Source: the annotation of a GenBank genome assembly